This is a messenger RNA of Heteronotia binoei (common prickly gecko), 4450 nucleotides long. RefSeq names its product chromosome 19 C15orf39 homolog (gene PRMT2IP). The record is from RefSeq and is a predicted model, not a curated record. Lineage: Eukaryota; Metazoa; Chordata; Lepidosauria; Squamata; Gekkonidae.
UUCUUCUACUGCAUUUCGGAGAGGGGAGACGGAGAGAGCCGUGUGAUGGCCGAGAAGCGGCAAUUGGAAGCGGUGGGUACCGUGGCGUACAGCAAACUACCUCGGCUGGAGGCAGAUCCGAGCCACGUCCGCGCAGCCGGCUUCUGCAGAUCUGGGGUGCUGCCUGGUCAAGCCUCCGAUGACCAUUAUAGCUACCAAGGGACCUAUUUCAGCUACCCAGUGCAGUGCCACGAAUCGCCUGAGCUCUCGGUACAUUGGAAUUCCUCCGAGCCUUAUGUGCCUUGUCUGGAUGGGGCCAUAACCCAGCAACUCAGGCCAGAGAAAGCACGCUGUUCGUUGUACAGGCAGGAGUUGGGGGGCUUGGGGACGUGGGCACAGAACCCUAGCUAUGAGAAGAGGAAGGACUGCCUGGUGGGAGAGAUGCUGGCCACUCAGGAGAAAUGGGCUAAUUAUAGCGGCCACACGGACUUUAUUCAGCAGGGCUGGAUCCAGGGAUUCCCGAUGCUGCGUUCUGUUCGAGUGCCAACAGGAUGCGCUCCCUUGGUGGCACCGAAACCAGUUUACCGAAAUCACGUUUACUGUACAGAUGCCAGUUGUAGCCCAAAAGGCUCCCUAGCAUCAGGGACGCCGGCGGAAAGCCCGUCAAAACGGCCGACGAAUGUAGAAUGGACUUUCCCGUCUUCAGGGCACCAGGUUAACUCAAGCUGCGGAAGCAGUGCAGCAAAAAAGGCCCCGGUUGCAGAAUCAGGUUUCCUGCCAGUACACCAAAGUUUGAAAGAUACGGCUGCGGACUCGGCCGGCUUUUCACCUUACCACCAGACAUUUGAAAAUCUCCAAGUAGCAUCAAGCUCGCUGUCGGCGGAUGCGAGCUACCCUAUUGGGUGCAAGAAUCGGAAAAGCGUUCUGGAAGAGGGCUCCAGGAGCCCAUGUGGAAAAGUCUGGCCUAAGCUACCUCCUCCUGCCAGCCCGUUGGCAGCAUCCCAGGGUCUUAUCUAUCAAGAGAACUCACCAGUGUGCUACCCACCACCUUCCUAUCCACUAACGUCGCACGAGCAACUAGCGCUUUAUCAUCGAAACAUAGCCCAGGCAGAGAAGCAGAAAGCACUCUGUGCCUUGCCGGCUUGCAGCAGCUUUAAUUUCCCAGCUGGUGAGGAUCCUCAGCAUCUGCCAAGGACUUGCUUCCCUCCAGCGCCUCGGAGUUAUUAUCCCGGUCAUCUGGAGUGUGACUCCUACCGGACACUCGGCUCCCCUCUAGUGACUUCUCCCAGCCUUAAUGCUUCCAGGGAACACAAAUCUCAACAGAAUUCCCAAUCCAAGGUCUCCUUUGAACAGAAGAAGCCCAUCUCCGCAUGCUCCAUGGCUGAAAAGGCUUCGCGGGGCAGCUCCUUACCCCGCCGAGAGGAUGCGCAGGAUUGGCUCGGAGCAAAGCCAGCGAACGAGAGUUUUCAGAGCCAGCAGGCGACUCCCCAACCCUGUGCCUUUCAACCGCUUCACUCUGUCGAGAGGUUGCCCAGUUUUGUUGACGGCUACGGGCGAACGCAAGAGACCUUCUACGAUAUGGGCCCUUGCCCGCUGAAAAAGGGCCACUCGAGGGAGACGGCACCAUCAUAUGCAGAGAAGCAAUCCAGUUCGAGCUCCGAAGACGAGAAGAGGGACAUCAGCAAAAUUCUUCAGUCGGGAGCAUGCAUAGUGAUUCCGAACAGCCCUGUCGCAACGCACGAUUCCUGCCUCAAAGGGGAUUCGCCGAGGAACCGAAUUUCCGAGAGUUUGGAUUCCUCCGUCCAGCAUGUGCUGCAGUCCCCAGGGAAAGAACCGAGGGGCUUAGAACAAAUGGAGGCUCCCCCGCCUCCUUCCUCCCCUCCCAUGCCAGUGAUCCACAAUGUCUUUAGCCUUGCCCCUUACCGAGAGUACCUCGAAGGAUCUGCUGUUUCCCUGCGCCACCCAUCCUCGGAAGGAUGUCCGGUGGAGAAGCCCUCCUCUGAGAAGUCCUGGCAAAAGGGAGAAGGAACGAGCUCUCCUCAGCCUCCUUUGGCCGGGUCGUGCAAAAUGCCUGCAGUAUUGCCAGGUAGAGGGAAAGACAUGGCCUAUAAUGCAGUAGCAGAGGGCAGCAGAAAGGAUCCAAGCAGCAGUUGUAUCGUGAUGGAGAAAGAAAGCGGAGGUUACGUAGGGUUCGCGAGAAUUACACGGUAGUGUCACAAUGCACCUGCAACUAGCUGGCGGGAUGCAGCGGGCUGUGCAGGUGAAUUCACCAAAGACGACCGUGCGUUAGACCUCAGCUUGAAAACCGAAGGGUUGCCGGAUGUGCUCCGUGCUCAGAAGCCAGCUGAUACCGAGGCUCUCGGAAGGGAAAACAGCAAGAGACAUGGAGAAAGUGUGAAAGAGGGCCCAGCCAAGGGGCAGGCGGCAAUCCAGGAUACUAACUCAGCAGCGUUACAGCCCCUGCAAAGAAACAGCUCUGAAGAGAAGAGUAAUUUUCAGAGCUCUGCAGCAUUCUUGUACACAAAAUUCAAGAUCCUAAAAUCUCACGCCACAGGACCAAACUCCAUGAGGCGACAGAAUGUCUCCUUGUUUCAGUCGAGUCCCCAAACCGAUGCACCGUCUAAUAACUUCUCUCUGCAACGAGAUUCCAAGCAGGCCGCAGCUCAGCAAAACCACCUGCCUGUUCCGCCGAGCUCUCAACAAGGGGUGACUCAGCAAAACCGCCCGCCUGUUCAGCCGAGCUCCCAACAGGUGGCAACUCAGCAAAACAGCCUGCCUGUACAGCAGAGCUCUCAACAGGUGGUGACUCGGCAGAACAGCCUGCCGGUUCAGUCAAGCUUCCAACAAAUGGUGACUCGGCGAAGCAGCCUUCCUGCCCUACACAUUGCCCCACGAAAAGUCCGCCAAGCCAGCACGCAACGCUUGUCGCGCAAGUGCCGUAAACAGCCGGAUGCUUCCACACUCCUGCCUCCUGCUGUGCCAGAUGGCUCUCCCACUUUAGGAGACCUCAGCGCCUUGCUCCCCCCCGCCUGCAAAUCUCCCAACCAGCAAGCUUCACCCAAGAAGUUUUUUACUGCCCUGCACGCCUCCAUCUGCACCAUCAUUUCCGAUUCGGUAUCUACCUCCUCUCCAGAGCUGCUCAGGGAAUGGCUGGAGAAGACGGAGCCCGAGACGGAGUCGAAGCCGAAGACAGCCGGCUCGACCAAAGGCAGACUCGAGACCCCCGAGGCUCCGAAGCCCUCCAAAGGCAAGCGGGUCUGGUUGGACUUCAAGGACGCAGCUGGGCUCCUUAACCAGCUGCAGUACCGCCUGAAGACCUUCUCGUUCACCCGCAAGUGCCCCUUCCCCCACGUGGUGCGGGCGGGCACCAUCUUCAUCCCCAUCCACGUGGUGAAGGAGCAGCUCUUCGGCAACCUGCCGGGGGCUUCCGUUGAUCAGGUCCUGCAGGCCCACAAGGUGGAGCUGCGUCCCACCACCUUGUCGGAGGAGAAGCUCUUGCGGGAGCGGAGCCUGAAGACCUGCUCCUCCCGCAUGCUGAAGCUGCUGGCCUUGAAACAGCUGCCCGACAUUUACCCGGACCUCCUGGAUCUCCAAUGGCACCACUGCGUCAAGCAGCAGCUUGGUGAACCCACAGAGGAGAUCCAGUUCGGGGACCAUGAAGCUGCAGGAGCGGAGGGUGUGGAGGCAGUGGAAGUGUCCAGAUGUUUACAGAGCACAACCCAUGUGCUCAGUCUGGGAGUCAGAGGGACGCACAAGCAAGGCAGAAAAUGUGAAUCGACACCCCAGGGUGAGGCUCCCUCCUCAUCUCCUGAGACCCACUGCCCGAUCGACACCCCAAAGUCUCAGGGACUCUCUUCUUCCUCUUUCAGCAAAAGGAAUGCUGCAUCAAUGCCCACAAAGGGGCCACCUCAGGAAGACCCCGCCUCUGCGGGGACCAAACGCUUCCCUCUUCGCUCUGGUGCUAAAAGGCAGCUUUUCCGUACUUGUCAAGUCUCUGGGACUCUUCAACUUAACCUGCUUGAUCGAGUCACCCGGAGUACCUCAAAGGUCCUUCGCCUCCGUAAGUCCGUUGUCCGUAUCAGAUUCCAGAACACUCUGCAAGAGAGGCAGGGGCAUCCCGUCCUCACGGGGAAGAAACAGAAGAGGCCAGCCUCAUUACUCCUGAGAAGCUUUCGGCAACAGAAAACAGGGACAGAGAACACCGCUCGGCGCCAUGGAUACCCAGAAUUAGUUGGAAAAAGGAUCAGGCACUUGUACGAGGAGAAGGACAAGACCGAGGCCUGGUACCAAGGGGUGGUGUUGCGAGUUCACAAGCCCCACAAAGACCCACUGAAGACGGUGUACGAGGUGAAGUAUGACAGCGAGCCGGAGUGGCAAUAUUACCUCGAGAUUCUACAGGAUUUCCAAAAAGGCUGGCUGGAGGUGGAUGAAUGAAAUCUAAGUCUCUUCUCAAGGGUGCUGGAAGGCCAGA